AAGCGUUGUAUAGUUAUACACUCACUAAAACAAAAACCAUUGGCAACGUUCAUCAAAAACGUUUUGAAACUAAAUUGUCAAGUUAUAGAAACAUUUUGAAUACACAUAAACAGCUUAUAAAUUCUCUUUUUUUAAUUAUUAACACAUACAUUUAGCCCAAAAUAUUGUUAAAUUUAAUUUAGUAAUAAUCUAAUGUUUAUAUGCGAUAAAAACUAAUUAUUAUUUGGACAAAGCCAUAUUUAUAAUCCUAAUAAGUUUAUGAACGUACGGCGUACCUUUCAGAUUCAGAUUCAGACAGUUUGCAAUUCAAUCAUCAAUUUGUUGUUUGUAUUUUUUAAUUUAUAAUUCGUUAGAAGCUACUAUAUUUUUAAUAACAUCGCUGUAAUUGUGUAAUAAUGGCUAAUAGUAAUGGAAACUUUAUCAAAAGAAAACGGUCUGCCAAUUGGGAUGCAUUAGAAAAGAGUUUAUUAAAAAGUUGUAUGAAGGAAUUUGUAUCCAUCAUAGAAAAUAAAAACACCGAUACAAAUACAAACAAAAGUAAGACCAUUGCUUGGCAAAAAGUGAUGAAAAGUUUUAGUGAAUUGAAUAGCCGGGUAAGAGAAUUAGCUGAAGUGAAGCAACAGUGGCGCACUAUGAAACUUGAUGCAAAGAAAAACAUGUCGCAAGUAAAGACAUCUAUCAAAUGUACUGGUGGAGGGCCAAAACCUCUUAGCCCUGACCCGGAAACCAUUGACAUUUUGAGCAUGAUUCCACAGGAAUUUGAGACUGAUUCCAAUGUCUUCGACAGUGACAGCAUAACAAAUCCAGUGGUUCAAAGUCAGGAGCAGUCCUUGGUGAAUACACCAACACAAGAUUAUUUUAUCACUCCAGGAGAUAAUAAUGAGAAUGUGCAAGAGAAUAUUACACCACUACCUUUAAAGAUGCCAACUGAAAUAGUUAGAAGAAAACGGAAACUAACAUUCAAUGAUGUGAAUGAUAAUAAAUAUACAGCCAAACGUGAGGAAAGAGACUUAACCAGAGAGCGCAAUCAUAUUCUUGUCAGUUGCAUAAAGGAGGAACAUGGUUUAAAAAUGAAAAAUAUGUUAGAAGCUCAUAAUUUUAUUAAAGAGGAACACAAUUUAAAAAUACAACAAAUGUUAUUGGAAAAAGAAGAAACACAGCUUCGAGUUGAAAAACUAAAAUUAGAAAUAUUACUUUUAAAAACAAAUUUACCACAAUAAAGCAUUUUCGUUAC
Messenger RNA from Parnassius mnemosyne (clouded apollo), 1234 nucleotides. NCBI's taxonomy places the organism in Eukaryota, Metazoa, Arthropoda, Insecta, Lepidoptera, Papilionidae. The record is from the annotation of a GenBank genome assembly.